CUUUUCAUUUUUCGCCAUUAUCAUCGAUUUCUUCUGCUUCUCUCUCUCUCUCUAUCUCCUUCAAGAUGAUGUUCUCCACUCAGUUCGAUUCCAUGUCUCAAUCGUCUCAGUUCCCUGACUAUUCAUCUUCUCCGGCCAAGACUCGUGAAACUUAUGGACUUGUUCCAGUUACGCUGAAGCAGAUCAGUGAAGCUUCUCAAUCUGGAGAUGAUAAAUCAAAUUUUCUUGUCGAUGGUGCUGAAAUAAGCAAUAUUACUGUGAUUGGAAUGCUGUCCAGUAAGACUCAAAGGGUUACUGAUGUAUCUUUUGCACUUGAUGAUGGGACUGCACGGAUUCACUGCAAUAGAUGGGUGAAUGAAAACUUUGAUACCAAGGAAAUGGAAGAUGUUGAGGAUGAUAUGUAUGUUCGAGUCAAUGGUCGCCUAAAAAACAUCCAAGGAAGAAAGCAAUUAGUUGCAUAUUCUGUUAGGCCUGUGACAAAUUUCGAUGAAGUUACUUUCCACUUCAUUGAAUGUAUACAUUACCACAUGCGUAGUUCAAAACUUCAGUUUCCAGGUAAUGGAACAAGUCAAACACCCUUGAAGGAGAGUUCUGCACAGGAAGGAGUCGUUGGAAGUCAAUCUGUCCAAACAAAUUAUGUUUCGGGUCAAUUUAACGUUGAUGGACUGAAGGCGUUUGAUCAAAUGGUGCUUGAAUAUCUCCAGCAGCCUGCAAACUUUGAAAGGGAAAGAGGUGUGCAUACAGAUGAACUGUUGCAGAAACUUAAAAUUCCAAUGGAGAAGAUAAUGGAAUCAAUCAGGACCCUUGAAGAGGAAGGGUUGAUAUACUCCACCAUUGAUGAGUUCCAUUUCAAAUCCACUAGCAACUGAUGGAACAAAUGAUGGAGAUAAUAUAUUUUUCCCAGGUUCUUGUUCUAGACUUUAUUAAUGUAGAUAUUUAUGUCUUUCUUGUUGUUUUAAGAAUCUUAUUAUUUUUUUUUGGCUUUAGAAGAAAACAAAUUUGUAGUUUGAACCCUAUUCUCAAGUGAUUAAUUUUGGUUAA
This is a messenger RNA of Impatiens glandulifera, 1041 nucleotides long. Its product is annotated as replication protein A 32 kDa subunit A-like. The record is from RefSeq and is a predicted model, not a curated record. The transcript has 10 exons. The coding region runs from base 66 to 869 and encodes 267 amino acids. Gene Ontology annotation, cellular component: site of double-strand break; DNA replication factor A complex; chromosome, telomeric region. Lineage: Eukaryota; Viridiplantae; Streptophyta; Magnoliopsida; Ericales; Balsaminaceae. Gene Ontology annotation, biological process: double-strand break repair via homologous recombination; nucleotide-excision repair; DNA replication. Gene Ontology annotation, molecular function: DNA binding.